Neoarthrinium moseri is the source of this 351-nucleotide messenger RNA. RefSeq lists its product as uncharacterized. Gene Ontology annotation, molecular function: histone binding; cyclin-dependent protein serine/threonine kinase activator activity; protein kinase binding. The transcript has 4 exons. Gene Ontology annotation, cellular component: SCF ubiquitin ligase complex; cyclin-dependent protein kinase holoenzyme complex. Gene Ontology annotation, biological process: regulation of mitotic cell cycle. Bases 1 to 351 code for a protein of 116 amino acids. The record is from RefSeq and is a predicted model, not a curated record. NCBI's taxonomy places the organism in Eukaryota, Fungi, Ascomycota, Sordariomycetes, Amphisphaeriales, Apiosporaceae.
AUGCCUCCUGCCAUGGACAUUGACAUGACCCGCCGCAACAAGGUCCCUCGGCCUCUGAGCGACUCGGAGAGAGCUCGGCUUGAAGAGUUCAUCGAUAGCAUCCACUACUCGGCUCGCUACUCCGACAGCGAGUAUGAAUACAGACACGUUCAGCUCCCCAAGGCAAUGUUGAAGGCCAUCCCCAAGGACUACCACGAUGCCUCGCAUGGUACGCUCAAGCUGUUAUGGGAGGAUGAGUGGCGUGCCAUUGGUAUUACGCAGAGCUUGGGAUGGGAGCAUUAUGAGGUUCAUGAGCCCGAGCCUCAUAUCCUGCUGUUUAAGCGACCGCUCAACUAUCAGCCUCCUCAGUGA